GAGAUUGAGUCUGUUUUGGCCUUGCUGGUGACCCACCGCGGGGUGUUCUUUGUUCACAACCUCGUCACUGCCAUCCAGGUCCUGGGGUCGCUGGCAGACGACAUCAAGGAUCCCAUGCAGGUAAAUCGACUUCUCCGGGAUCCCAGGUAUGAUGUCCUUUUGCGCGACCUGUUUCGCUUCGUGCCAAAGCUGGAUUUCCUGGCGAUGACGAAUGUAGCCUGCAGUCUCCAGCAGCUGGACCACAAGUGCGCCCGAGGGCUGCGCGGGAGAUGUAUACGGCCCAUUACUUUCGUUGGCGUAAGAUUGAGUGACAUUUGGGAGUUUCGGUUAAUACUCGAAUAG
Symbiodinium pilosum is the source of this 342-nucleotide messenger RNA. The record is from the annotation of a GenBank genome assembly. NCBI's taxonomy places the organism in Eukaryota, Dinophyceae, Suessiales, Symbiodiniaceae.